AUGCCAGGAGCAGGAUGCUUCCUCGUAACGGGGCUCUACCUGGGCUUUUCUUUCUUGGAGCCAUGGCCAUGGCGUUGGAGGGGGAACUCCCUUCUCCACAACGCACCCCGCCCGCACAUCGCCAGCCUUCGUUGCGGCGUCUCGCACUUUCACCGCCUCAAGGCCACCUGCUACUUUAAGGCCACCGACGGCCGAACCAACAACAUCUUCCCACAGCCUCCAUGGAGCCACCUCGCUGCUGUAAGAAAAAAGAAAGUGGGUUUCUUCUGGCAGUUUUACAGUUUGCAUUGUCUAGGAAAUCGAGGAGGGUGUGUUAUGGUGGAUUCGACUCUUAGCAGGAAACGUUUUCCGGAUGGCUUAUCGAAGAUUAUGCUGAUAUGGACGUGGGGGUUAACCCAAACAAUCAAGAAUUCUUUCAAAGGUUGUCUGAGGAAAGCUGAGGACGUGGUGCAUUGGUAAUCCUCAACAAAGUUAAACUGCUCACCAUAUGUUGAUGAUAGUAAUGUUGUUUCGAACGCCAUUCAGCAUGUGAUUACAAAAGUUUUUGCUGGCAACACAAUAUCAAUUAGCAACAAGAUAUCUUUGGGCUAAAAUUGCUUUCAGAUUAAUAUUGUAGCUGAUGCUUCAUCUGAUAUAAGUGGUAAAAUCAUCAAAACAAGCACUGGUCAUGUCAUCUAGAUAAAAAAUAAAGAUGCCAAUGCUACAAGAUGAAGGUAAGCAAGGUUGGUACAAUUGUGAUCGCCCUCAAGGGAAGUUGACGUAAGUAUUCGCUAUCUAUUUUGACAUUAUCAAAACACAAUGUACCCAAAGAUCUGCUUCUAAAGGAAUCAAAUAUGGAUAUAGAUUAAGGAUUUAUUUAUUUAAACAGGAAAGUUUUCAUGGAAACCCUACUUUCCCUAGCAUGUUAAACAAAAAAGUGUAAAUCAAUGGAAGGAUUAAUUAAAAUUUAUGCUGGACAGUACUGCAA
Elaeis guineensis (African oil palm) is the source of this 967-nucleotide messenger RNA. Its product is annotated as tRNA A64-2'-O-ribosylphosphate transferase. Gene Ontology annotation, molecular function: tRNA adenosine(64)-2'-O-ribosylphosphate transferase activity. Gene Ontology annotation, cellular component: cytoplasm. The record is from RefSeq and is a predicted model, not a curated record. Gene Ontology annotation, biological process: charged-tRNA amino acid modification. NCBI's taxonomy places the organism in Eukaryota, Viridiplantae, Streptophyta, Magnoliopsida, Arecales, Arecaceae.